Molecule: messenger RNA, 2706 nt
Organism: Budorcas taxicolor (takin)
Lineage: Eukaryota; Metazoa; Chordata; Mammalia; Artiodactyla; Bovidae
Gene: MICALL2
Product: MICAL like 2
Exons: 18
Coding region: 1-2673 (890 amino acids)
Molecular function (GO): protein binding
Source: RefSeq, a predicted model, not a curated record
AUGGCGGCCAUCAAGGCUCUGCAGCAGUGGUGCCGGCAGCAGUGCGAGGGCUACCGAGACGUGAGCAUCACCGACAUGACCACGUCGUUCCGCGACGGCCUGGCCUUCUGCGCCAUCCUGCACCGCCACCGGCCGGACCUCAUAAACUUCGAUGCUCUCAGGAAGGAAAACAUUUACGAGAACAACAAGCUGGCCUUCCGCGUGGCGGAGGAGCAGCUGGGCAUCCCGGCCCUGCUGGACGCCGAGGACAUGGUGGCUCUGAAGGUCCCCGACCGGCUGAGCAUCCUGACCUACGUGUCCCAGUACUACAACUACUUCCAGAGGGGCGCCCCCGCUGAGCGCACGGCCGGUGUCAAAAGGCCGCCGUCCGAUGCCAGUGAGGAGCCGUCUGGAAAGAAGGCCCCGUCCCAACUCACACCCAGCCCGGCCCGGGGACAGCCACUGUCUCCAGUCAGCACAAACCGCACGGUCCAGCGGAGGGAUGGGGGCAUGGAGGGUCCCCCGCAGAAGGCUGGCCAGGCCGCGGGGGGCUCCCUCAGCAGCAGCUGCGGCAUCUGCGGGCAGCACGUGCACCUCAUGCAGCGCCACCUGGCGGACGGGAGGCUGUACCACCGCGGCUGCUUCAGGUGUAAGCAGUGCCCCAGCACGCUGUACUCGGGGGCCUGCAGGGCCACAGGAGAGCCCGGCGUCUUCGCCUGCUCCAGCCAUCACCCCGAAACCACCUCUGCCAGCCCCACGUUGCCCAGCCUGGCCUCCAAGCGGCCUGGGGCCAUGUCCGGGGACUCGGAGACCCCUGGAGGCCUGAGGAAGACGCGGGAGGCGAGCGGACAGAGAGACGCGGGGCCAAAGGCCAGGCCGCCCGGCUGGGACCCCGCGGCAGGCAGCGCGUCUGCCAGAGGUUCUCCUCCAGCUUCAGCCGACCCGCCAGCCCCCGUUUCAUCCCGAGUCCCCGUGGGGAGCCCAGCUGCGCCCAGGCUCAUGGUGGGCCCCGCAGGGGGUGAAGCCAGAACUCAUGUGACCAGCAGCUCCCUGACGGUAUGGCCGUCGCCAGCAGGCAGACCCCGGCCCACCGGGACCCCGUGUGCCCCGGACCCUUGCCCAGCCACACCGCAAGGCUGGGCCACACCCCGAGUCACAGCCCCCCAGACCAAACUCAGUUCUAGGCCGGCAUCUCCAGUGCCAGGAGGCACCCCGGCCUGGACCCCGUCAUCCUCUAAGACCCAGCAGGCUCGGGAGCGGUUCUUCCAGACCCCCGGAGCUGCCCCCAGCCCUGGCCCGCCCGCUGCAGAUGCGCCCUCCAUGGACGGCCGCAGGGAGCAGGCGCUGAGCUUCCUCCGCAAGACCCUCCCGGAGCUCGGGGCGCCCGGCAGAGCUGGAGGCCCCGGGAACGAGCGCCAGAGGGCCCCCACCGCCGCCACCCCUGCUCCCAGCUCCCAUCCCAGAUCUGGGGGGCCUGCAGCCAGUCCACCAGCCAGAGCAUCACAGCCGGCGUCCCCACAGACCCUCAGCUCCCCUACGAGGACGGGGCCUCCCCCGGCCCCGGGUGUGGGCAGCGCCUCAUGGCCAUCCCAGGAGGCCAAGAAGGGCCCAGCUGCCUCCUCAGGGGCCGUCGGGGUCGGUGCUGGCUCCAGGCUGAAGCCAGAGGCCCCGCUGGCCAAGGGCCCGGGCACCAGCCCCCAGGCUAGCCCGGAGGACCAGCCGGCGGGGUGGAGGGCCCGCCUGAAGCCCGUGGAGAAGAGCCCCGCGGACAGGGUCCUGGAGCCAAAGGAACCUCAGGUCCUGGGAGAGCUGAGGGCAGGUGACACAGCUGGGAAGGCAUCCGGGAGCUCCAAGGGGGGCAUCCAGAUCACGCUGACCUCUGUGCGGGUGGACAGGAUGCCGGGCGCAGCCGGCCCCGGGGCCAGCCUCCCAGCCGCGUCUGCGUCCGCAUCCCCUCUCAGGAAGCUGGCCGUCCCAGCCAGCCUGGAUGUUUCUGGUGACUGGCUGCAGCUUGAACCGUCAAGGAAGGAAGGCCCUGCCCAGAACCAGAAGGAGGAGGAGAAAGGUCCUCCGCAAGGCAAACCAGGGAGGCCGCCAGGCCCCGCCGGUGUAGCCGCUCUGCCUGCCAGGUCGGCAACCUCCCCAGUCACGUUACAUCCCGACUACAUGCCGCCCGAGAUCCAGCGGCAAGUGCAGGACAUUGAGAGGCAGCUGGACGCCCUGGAGCUCCGGGGCGUGGAGCUGGAGAAGCGUCUGCGAGCGGCCGAGGGGGAUGACUCGGAGGAUGCCCUCAUGGUGGACUGGUUCCGGCUCGUCCACGAAAAGCAGCUGCUGUUGAGGCUGGAGUCGGAACUGAUGUACAAGGCCAGGGACCAGCGCCUGGAGGAGCGGCAGCUGGACCUCGAGGGGGAGCUGCGCCGGCUGAUGGCCAAGCCGGAGGGUCUGAAGUCCCCCCAGGACCGGCAGCGGGAGCAGGAUCUGCUGGACCAGUACGUGGACACGGUCAACAACCGCAGCGACAUCAUCGACUUCCUGGAUGAGGACCGGCUUAGGGAGCAGGAGGAGGACGAGGUGCUGCGGAGCAUGAUCCAGAAGCUGGACCUGCAGAGGAGCGGCGAGGAGCAGAGGAAGAAGCCCCGGUUCCGCUUGUCCAGCAUCUGGUCCCCCAAGAGCCGGAGCAGGACCCCCGAGUAGCCGCCUGGCGGCGCUGCAGAACCCUCGUCUGCG